AUGGGGCUUUCGCGCUCGAAUUCAGCUCCACUAUCCUAUUCCUUUUGCAUGCAUGCUUUUUUUCUUCUUUGGUACUGUGGCUUGUUGGUCACCUUCGUGUCUGGUGGGAAUAAUGAGACAGACCAGUUGGCGUUGCUUGAGUUUAAAGCCAAGAUAACUAGUGACCCUUUCGGGGUUAUGAGCUCUUGGAAUAACAACAUCCACUUUUGUCAAUGGCGAGGGAUUACUCGUGGUCACCGACAUCAGAUGGUCACAAUGUUGGACCUAAAAUCUCUGAAACUGGUAGGUUCCAUAUCAUCGUCUGUUGGAAAUUUAAGUUUUUUGAAGAGUCUAACACUCCAAAACAACAGCUUUCAUAAUGAAAUCCCUCUAGAAAUUGGUCGUUUGCAUAGAUUGCAAGUCUUACGAUUGCAAAAUAACACAAUCAAUGGCAAAAUUCCUAUCAGUUUAGCCAGUUGCACUAACCUCAAUUUCCUUCAAGUCAGUUACAACCUUCUGACUGGAGAAAUCCCAUCAAAUCUUGGCACUUUGUCAAAACUCCGAUUCUUUGCUAUUCCCCAAAAUAAUGUGACAGGAAGUAUCCCAAAUUCUUUCGGAAACAUGUCAUCUCUUGAAGUGUUUUCUGCAUUUUUUAAUCAAUUGGGUGGGAGCAUCCUUGAUUCUUUUGGCCAAUUGACCAAACUUACAGUUUUUAAUAUGGGUUCAAAUAAGUUGUCUGGUACAAUUCCUCCUUCAUUCUUCAAUCUUUCAUCAAUGAUUGACUUUAAUGUAGGAGGAAAUCGAAUCCAAGGGCAUCUUCCACUAGACAUAGGUAUCACUCUACCAAAUAUCCAUUUCUUUUCCAUUAUUGAAAACCAAUUUACUGGAUAUAUCCCUGCUUCAAUAACUAAUGCCUCAAAUCUAUAUCUUCUUUAA
Molecule: messenger RNA, 915 nt
Organism: Quercus robur (English oak)
Lineage: Eukaryota; Viridiplantae; Streptophyta; Magnoliopsida; Fagales; Fagaceae
Product: LRR receptor-like serine/threonine-protein kinase EFR
Exons: 1
Coding region: 1-915 (304 amino acids)
Molecular function (GO): protein binding
Source: RefSeq, a predicted model, not a curated record